AUGCCCUCCACGUCCCCCUACCCUCCAUUGGACAUUCCAAAAUGCAACAUUCUCUCAUACGUCUUCCCUCCAGAGAAGACGCAGUCCAACAAACCGCUAUGGAUCGAUGCUGACAAUCCUUCCAACAGUCUCUCGCCAGCCCAGAUGCUGUCUUGGGUCAAGAGAUUCGCGGUUGGUCUUGAUCGACUCGGAGUCAAUCAGCAACGAGCGGUCAUGGUCUUUACGCCGAAUCAUCUCUAUGUUCCAAUGGUGUAUCUCGCUGCUGCCGGUUCCAAGCGCUUCUUCACCGGCGCGAAUCCUAUUUACACGGUCAACGAGGUCGCUCACCAGAUGAAGGCAAUCGAAGCGGCGGUUGUACUUAUCCAUCCAUCCCUACUCGAUACUGGUGUGGCUGCAGCCAAACAAGCCAGCAUUCCACUAGACAGGCUUUUCAUCUUCUCCGAUUCCGAAUGUCCAACGACAAAGGGCGUCAGGGAUUGGCGGUCAAUGGUCGCCUCAGAAUCGGAGGCCGAGUCAUGGAAAUGGGAUCCUCUUGAGGGAGACGCUGCCCUGCAAACGAUUGCCGCCAUCAAUUUCUCUAGUGGGACCACUGGCCUGCCCAAGGGUGUGUGCAUUACGCAUCGCAACCUCAUUGCGAACGCUGCGCAAACAAUCUUCAACAAAUACCAGGACACUCCGUACUCUGAACAAGAUCCCGGGCCGGAGCGUUGGCUAGCAUUCCUUCCCCUAUAUCACGCCUACUCGCAGCUGUGGACCAUCAACAUUGCAUGUCGACUUCAAGUCCCGGUCUAUGUGAUGCCCAAGUUCGUGUACGAAGACUUCUUGAGGCACAUCCAAACCUAUAGAAUCACGACGCUGCAGUUGGUGCCGCCCGUGCUUAUCAUGCUUAGUAAACGACCUGAGACCGCCAAAUACGACAUCAGUAGCCUCAAACAGAUUCUUUGUGGCGCAGCACCGCUAAAAAGUGAUUUGCAAAACGAAAUCAUGCAGCGCUUCAAAGUUGUUGUUGUUCAGGGCUGGGGCAUGACUGAGACGACAUGUGCCGGCAUUAUGAUGCCAGGAAUGACCAAGGAUUUGACCGGCUCGAUCGGUUAUCUGCUACCCAACACCGAGGCGAUGCUCAUGGACGAGGAAGGCAACGAAGUGACGGCGGAAGGCGAACCAGGUGAGCUCUGGCUGAGGGGACCACAGAUGCUGCUUGGCUAUUGGAGAAACGAACAAGCCACCAAAGAGAGCAAGACCGAAGACGGCUGGUUCAAAACCGGCGAUGUCGCCGUCUUCAAGGGCAACAAAUGGUGGAUCGUCGACAGGAAGAAAGAACUCAUCAAAGUCAACGGCUUGCAAGUGGCACCAGCAGAAUUAGAGGCCAUUCUGCUUGAGCAUGAAGAUGUCGCCGAUGCAGCUGCCGUGGGGAUCACUGUCCAUGGCGAAGAGCUUCCACGAGCCUAUGUGGUUCUGCAAGAGCGGGCCAAGGGCGAGACGACCGAGGAGGAUAUCAAGGCUUUCGUGGCAAGCAAGGUAGCCAGGCACAAACGGUUAGCUGGGGGCGUCAAGUUCAUUGACGAAGUGCCAAAGCUGGCUAGCGGCAAGAUUGUGCGCAAGUUGAUGAAGGAAUGGGCCAAGAGGGAUGCGCAAGAGGUCGAAGGCACAGUGAAAGCGAGGCUAUAG
This is a messenger RNA of Fonsecaea multimorphosa CBS 102226, 1668 nucleotides long. RefSeq lists its product as uncharacterized. Gene Ontology annotation, biological process: secondary metabolic process. Bases 1 to 1668 code for a protein of 555 amino acids. The record is from RefSeq and is a predicted model, not a curated record. NCBI's taxonomy places the organism in Eukaryota, Fungi, Ascomycota, Eurotiomycetes, Chaetothyriales, Herpotrichiellaceae. The transcript has a single exon. Gene Ontology annotation, molecular function: CoA-ligase activity.